This is a messenger RNA of Eptesicus fuscus (big brown bat), 1418 nucleotides long. RefSeq names its product Kazal type serine peptidase inhibitor domain 1 (gene KAZALD1). The record is from RefSeq and is a predicted model, not a curated record. Lineage: Eukaryota; Metazoa; Chordata; Mammalia; Chiroptera; Vespertilionidae. The transcript has 6 exons. Gene Ontology annotation, cellular component: extracellular region. Bases 230 to 1132 code for a protein of 300 amino acids. Gene Ontology annotation, molecular function: insulin-like growth factor binding. Gene Ontology annotation, biological process: regulation of signal transduction; regulation of cell growth.
UUCGAGACAACACGUGAAGUUCGCUCCUGGUCCCUCUUCUGAGUUUGAGACCAGAGAUCCGUAAGCCGGAGCAGAGGUGGCCGGCGCGCCCAGCCAGUUCUCCACCGCUUUACUCCCACUGUCUGCUCCUCUGGACUGGAGUCACGGCUGCUCCGAAGCACUUAGUCCCGGACACUAGGGCGCACGAACCCGCUGACGCCCCAAGUGCUCGCAGGGCUUCCAGCUAACCAUGCCGCCGCCGCUCGCAGCUACCUUGGCGCUGCCCCUGCUACUGCUGGUGGUGCGCACGCCGCUCCCGACUGGUGCGAGGCCGUCGCCGGGCCCGGAUUACCUGCGCCGCGGCUGGCUGCGGCUGCUGGCGGAGGGCGAGGGCUGCGCUCCCUGCAGGUCGGAGGAGUGCGCCGCGCCGCGGGGCUGUCUGGCCGGCCGCGUGCUCGACGCUUGCGGCUGCUGCUGGGAAUGCGCCAACCUCGAGGGCCAGCUCUGCGACCUGGACCCCAGCGCCCACUUCUACGGGCGCUGCGGCGAGCAGCUCGAGUGCCGGUUGGACACAGGCGGUGACCUGAGCCGCGGAGAGGUGCCAGAGCCGCUGUGUGUGUGCCGCUCGCAGCACCCGCUCUGCGGCUCCGAUGGCCGCACCUACUCGCAGGUCUGCCGUCUGCAGGAGGCGGCCCUCGCUCGGCCGGACGCCAACCUCACUGUGGUGCAUCCAGGGCCCUGCGAAUCGGAGCCCCAGAUCGUGUUGCACCCCUACGACAUCUGGAAUGUGACAGGGAAGGAUGUGAUCUUUGGCUGUGAGGUGUUUGCCUACCCCAUGGCCGCCAUCGAGUGGAGGAAGGACGGCUUGGACAUUCAGCUGCCAGGAGAUGACCCCCACAUCUCCGUGCAGUUUAGGGGCGGACCCCAGAGGUUUGAGGUGACAAGCUGGCUGCAGAUUCAGGCUGUCCGCCCCAGCGAUGAGGGCACCUACCGCUGCCUGGCCCGCAAUGCCCUGGGCCAGGCGGAGGCCCCAGCUAGCCUGACGGUACUCACACCUGACCAGCUGAACUCCACAGGCUUCCCCCAGCUGCCAGCCCAGCACCUGGUUCCUGAGGAAGAGGCUGAGAGUGAAGAGGGCGAGGAUUACUACUAGGUCCGAAGCCCUGGCCCUUGGGGGUGGGUGAGUGGGGAUAGUGUUCGUCCCUGCUCUUGAAAAGAUCUGGAAAGGGGGAGCAGGGACCCAUCACAUAUUGCUUUAAUGCCUUUCCUGGGGAAGACAUGAGAGUGGUGGAGAGGAGACAAAAACUGGAGAAGGGUAAGGAGGGAGGCAGAGACUAGGGAAUAGGGGUGAUGGGAUGCAGAGGAGCCCAUGCAGGAGAUACAUGGGCCUGCUGGUCCCUAGGCUGGUGGAGGGUGGCGUGGGGUGGGGUAGAGAGGAG